Molecule: messenger RNA, 2147 nt
Organism: Carica papaya (papaya)
Lineage: Eukaryota; Viridiplantae; Streptophyta; Magnoliopsida; Brassicales; Caricaceae
Source: RefSeq, a predicted model, not a curated record
AUGGCUAUUGCUGGUCUGCAAAAUGUUUCUGUUCUUGAUUCUUCUUUCCUUAGGGAGUCUCGAUCUCGAGCAUCGAGACAGCAAGAGAAUGAUGGAAGAUCAAGCACCAGGACAUCCCCACUUCUGCAGAUGUGGCGGGAGUUUGAGGAUGAGCAUGUGUCAUUGCUUAGAGGAAGAUUUUUGUGGAAUGACAGAAUCGGUGAAGCUGAGAGACCUGCAUCAUCUGCAGCCAGUGAAUUAGGAUUUUUGAGGGAAAGGCACACUGUAUCUGAUCUGAGAGAGGGAUUUAUUUCCAGACAGGACCCUUCAGUUUGCAGCCAAACAAGCAGCAGUUACUCUGAUACCUCAUCCAAUGCUGAUACUAAUGAUAACAGAAAUGAAAAAAACCAUACAAAUAGUUCGCAUGAAACUAAUGGUCUUAUUGACCAACCUGAACAGAAUAAUGGAGAAAGUAAUAAUCAUGGGUUAUUGGAUAAUGAAGCUGAUUUGGAACAUAACAUCAUUCAAUAUACCAGUUGGCAAGAAGCCACAGGCCCUGUAGAAGAGUGGCACAUACAGGUUCCUGAGAAUAGAGUCUGCAACAGCGAGUUGCAACAGUCAACCACCAUUCAGUUCUCAGAAAGGGUCGUAGCUGCAGAGGAUAGUUUGGGUGAACGCUCGAUAGAGAAUACUGAGAAUGAAUCAUUGCAAGAGACUUUAGAUAAUGGAGCUGCAGAUGUUACUCAUCUAGAGGAAGCAGAUGAAAUAUUACAUGAACAGACUCAGCAAACUAUUGAGGAAAGUUCUAUCCAAGAAUUAAUUGUCAUCUCAGAAAUGUUAGAAGGUGACCUGGUUGAAACCACAAAUCAGCUAGAGAGUGCUGUUUAUAAUGAAGAAAUUGACUUGCGAAGGACUGCCAUUGAAUCUGUAGAACAGGGAGAAGCUACUUCUGAAAAUAUGAAUCACAAUCUGGAAGAAAAUGCCAGUAAUUCGUGGUCCCAACAAUUGUUGGCUACUGAAUAUAGUCAACAGCAUCAACCGCAAGAAGCCCCUGAGUUGGAGAAUGAUGUUGAUGGUCUUCAAAAUUGGUUAGAAGAACGUUCUGAUCAAGAAGUUCCUCUUGGCAGGGCAGUUCCAUUUUAUCUACCUGACGAGGAUAAUGGUUACAGCACGGAACUCAGAGAACUCCUAACCAGGAGACGUGUGACUAGCCUUCUUCAUAGUGGUUUCCGAGAGAGUCUUAACCAUUUGAUUCAAUCAUAUGUGGAAAGGCAAAAUCAUGCUUCCCUAGACUGGGAGCUGCACGAGACAUCUUCUGGUGCCAGAGUGGACCAAGAUCUGGAGCAGCAGAGUGGUAACCAAAACGAAGGUGAAGGAGUUGAUGAAAAUCAUUUGCUUGGAGUACCAUCACCCUCAGUAAUUCCUGUGCCAUCCCUAUGGGACCAUGAGCAAAGACAUGAUCAGUGGCCACCACACGACAUGCAUCAACGGUUUGGUAUUGAGUGGGAGAUAAUUAAUGAUCUGAGGAUUGACAUGGCUAGGCUACAGCAGAGGAUGAAUAACAUGCAGAGAAUGCUGGAGGCCUGCAUGGAUAUGCAACUUGAGUUGCAACGAUCAAUAAAACAAGAGGUUUCUUCUGCUCUGAAUCGUUCUGCUGGUUCACAAGGGCUGUCUGAAGAUAGUUUUCCGAAGGAUGACUCUAGAUGGGACUGCAUUAGGAAGAGAAUUUGCUGCAUGUGUUGCGAGGCCAAUAUUGACUCUCUAAUAUAUAGAUGUGGACACAUGUGUGCAUGUUCAAAAUGUGCAAAUGAGUUGGUCCAAAGUAGAGGGAAGUGUCCAAUGUGUCGAGCACCAGCAGUUGAAGUCAUCCGAGCAUAUUCUAUCUUAUAAGUAUGAUGGAGUUUUAUUUUUAUUUUUUAUUUUUUUCUCUUCUCUCUUUAGAAAACAGAAGGAAGAGUUAACAACACAGAGAUUCUCAAACAGUUUGCUUCCCCCACCCCAGAACCUCUCUUUUUUUUUGUCGGAAAGUACCUUUUGGGAUGUUGAGAUUUUAAUGUAAUUCAUAUUUGACUGCUUGAUCGAAAUCACAAGCCUUCUUUGAUUAUAAUUUGGCAGUCUGCAUUGUAAUAUAUAAUAUCUUGUCUUAAUAAAAUGUUUGAGUUGUAAAA